AUGGUCCGCGCUCAUACGCCUCUCGCGUUGCUCCUUGCAACAACAAUUGCCAAUGCCGUCGAUGUUCCGGCUCAGGCACAGGUCAUUGACCAGAAGAACUUCAAUGUCCUUGGGGAUGUACCGCCUCCUACUGUAGCGAAUUCUACGACGGUAUGCUUGCCAGAGUGGGAAUCGCCAGGUUCUGAUGUCAUUGUCGCUAACCUGUCACACCAUGUGGUGCGGGAGCAGGUCUUCAUCCCGCCUGGAACGACAAAGGAGUCCCUCUUUGAGAAACCAUUCCACAUCUACGACGAGGAGUUCCUGGAUAUUAUUGGAGCCAACCCCACUCUUACGCUUCUGAACUCAUCUGGAACAAACCCGAGGUUUCAUGAGGCUGCUGUCUGGGUCCCGUCCACGGAUGACUUCUUCUUCGUGCAAAAUGCGGGUGAUCCUGCCGCGGGCACUGGACUCAACAAGUCGGCCGUCAUUCAGAAGAUCUCGCUUUCCCAGGUGACGGCCGAGGUGGCGGCUGAGAGAAAUGCCUCUGGCAAGGUCGACGUUCACUUGGUGCCUGCGACCCCUGCUAUCAUCAACCCCAACGGCGGAACGAACUACAAGAACAGAAUCCUCUUCGCCGGCGAGGGCCAGGGCAGCAGAGUUGCUCCGGCGCUUUAUGUCAUGUCAACCAAUGCCCCUUACAACGCCACGGUCAUCCUGGACAACUACUUUGGCCGUCAGUUCAACUCGAUCAAUGACGUGGCCAUCAACCCGCGUACCGGAGAGAUUUACUUUACCGACACCACCUACGGCUAUGUUCAGGAUUUCCGACCCGAGACUGUGAUUCAGAAACAGGUCUGGAGGUUCAACGAGACCACGGGGGCUGUGGCUGUUGCGGCUGAUGGGUUUAACAUGCCUAAUGGCAUCACCUUCUCUCACGACGGCAAGCAUGCCUACGUGACCGACACCGGCGUCAUCCAGGGCUUCUUCGGACGCAACUCGUCCUUCCCGUCGAGCAUCUACCGCUACGACGUUGAAGAGGACGGCACCUUCUCCAGCCGCAAGACUUUCGCCUUCAUCGCGGCAGGCGUGCCGGAUGGCGUCCACGUCGACACCAAGGGUAACGUGUACGCGGGCUGCGGCGACGGCAUGCACGUGUUCAACCCGUCUGGAAAGCUGCUCGGCAAGAUCUGGAUCGGCAGCACGGUCGCCAACUUCCAGUUUGCUGGAAAGGGUCGGAUGGUGAUUUUGGCUGAGACUGAGCUGUAUUAUGCUACGUUGAAGGCCGAGGGGGCGUUCCCCGGUCAGCUGUAUUGA
Molecule: messenger RNA, 1293 nt
Organism: Sordaria macrospora k-hell
Lineage: Eukaryota; Fungi; Ascomycota; Sordariomycetes; Sordariales; Sordariaceae
Source: RefSeq, a predicted model, not a curated record